Messenger RNA from Vespa crabro (European hornet), 6594 nucleotides. It is a transcript of the gene Dap160, whose product is annotated as intersectin-1. Gene Ontology annotation, molecular function: protein binding; calcium ion binding; guanyl-nucleotide exchange factor activity. The record is from RefSeq and is a predicted model, not a curated record. Bases 416 to 6019 code for a protein of 1867 amino acids. Gene Ontology annotation, biological process: positive regulation of Rho protein signal transduction. NCBI's taxonomy places the organism in Eukaryota, Metazoa, Arthropoda, Insecta, Hymenoptera, Vespidae. The transcript has 37 exons.
UUCCGAGGUUAACCGAGCAGGAUCAAAGUGACGUACGUCAGUCAGUGUGGGCCGAUCCGCGAUACGUCUGUCGAUUUCACGGAGUUUCUUGGACGUGUUUCUCGCGGAAGGAGGCUACCGUUUCUCGGUAAAGAAUCAUGAAUUCGAUCGUUUAAGCUCGCGCCGAUGCGCUACAGAAAAUCCAAGAGACGACUAGACAUUUUUUGCGCUCGCAUGCCUUGCAAAAAGGAAAAACCAUUGGUUCCUAUACAUUCGUGUUCGCGCCCCGAUCAAUCUUCAAGAUCACAAUUCCCCCUGCGCGCUUAUCUUCUUAAUUGGGUCUUAUUGUUGGUAGGAUAAACGCUAAAUUGAUAGCGUACAGCCUGUUCUUUUGUCUCAAGAUACAGCUCGCUUACUUGACUACGGGUGUAAAAUUAUGGCAAAUACUCAAACUCCGGGUAUGGAUCCCUGGAUGAUUCAACCAAGAGAACGGACUAAAUAUCAAGAACAAUUUGAUUCUUUAAGGCCAAUCAAUGGGAUUAUUACUGGGGAACAAGCUAAAGGUCUUCUCUUAAGAUCGCAACUUCCUUCUGUUGUUCUUGGACAAAUAUGGGCACUAUCGGAUACGGAUGCAGAUGGAAAGAUGGACAUAAAUGAGUUUUGCAUUGCUUGUAAAUUGAUCACUCUAAAACUACGAGGAUUUGAAAUUCCUAAAACAUUACCUCCAUCUCUUAUUCAAAGUUUAAAAUCUGUUUCCACCACAGGCAAUAAUGCAAUUGGCUUAACUAAUGGUGCAGCUACUAUACCAACCCAAAAUAACAUUGCUUCCCUAGUUAAUUUGGGUGGCACUGGAGGUGUAUCAGUGCAACCAUUAGUCGGCAUGGUACCAGUUAGUACUCCUCCGGCACGUCCUUUGAUAGGUCCGCCAUCCAAUGGAACAACAGGACGUCCAGCUACACCUGCAUCACCCAUGACUUUACCAGCAUCGCGACAAAAUAGACAGAAUGUGGCCACCAAUAUACAUGCCACAACUCACACACCAUCAAAGCCACCUGCUCGACCUGCACCACCCUCUGUGGGAAUCGUGCCUUCCACAAGUACACCAAGCACUGGUCCACCUCAAAGACCAACACCACCUUCUAGUAUUGGAACUAAUUUUGCAACUGCCACAAAUGUUCCACCACCACCAAAGCCAGCACCACCUUCAUUUCCAAAUAGUCCAGUUGCUGCAAUGUCUCCAGCCAAAGUUCUACCGACUGCUGCUACAGCUAUUAUACCUCCUAUUCAAUCAAUUCAACAAAUGCAGCCAAUGACGACUUCUGCUAUAGAUUUACUCGAUCUUGAUUUAUCAGAAGGUGCCCCAGCAGUAGCUCCAAUUGCACCUUUAAAUACGAAUCCAACACCAAUUGCUGCCUUUGGUAUGGGACAAACAAUGCCAAUGCAACCACUCUGUACUGGCAUGGUUGCUCCAAUGACAGGAGGGAGUACUAUUAUACCAUCCAUUGCUCCAAUGGCUACUGGUACAGGUGUUGUUGUAUCGACAUCUCCAGUUGUAGGUCUGCCAUUAGUAUCUUCAACAACAAGUGGUGUGCCACCAGUAAAUGGUACAACUGUUCAUACACCAGUAUCCACAUGUACACCAUUAAGUACAACUGCUAGACCACCAAGUAUAGAUAGAGUGGGUUCUGUAGAUUCUCAGCAUAGUCAACAUUCAGUUGGAUCUCCACAAUCUAUAGAAUGGGCUGUACCUCAUCAAACAAAAUUAAAAUAUACUCAAUUAUUUAAUACCUGGGAUAGGACAAGAUCUGGAUUUUUGUCUGGGCCUCAAGCCAGGAACAUAAUGGUGCAGUCACAAUUACCUCAAUCAAUACUAGCACGUAUAUGGUCAUUAGCAGAUAUGGAUUCCGAUGGUCGCUUAGGUUGUGACGAAUUUGUAUUGGCAAUGCAUUUAUGUGAUUUAGCUAAAGCAGGUGAACAAAUUCCCAAUACUCUUCCAUUGGAACUUAUUCCUCCCACAUUUAGACGACAACGUCAAGGUAGCUUGACACAAUCACAAGGUUCUAUAGAAAGUGUCGAUCCAUCUGCUGGUAUGCCACAGACUUCAUUUGAAGACAAACGAAAGGAGAACUUUGAAAAAGGACAAGCAGAACUAGAACGUAGACGUAAAGCUCUUUUAGAAAUUCAGCGAAAAGAACAAGAGGAACGUGAACGAAAAGAGAGGGAAGAAGCAGAAAAACAAGAAAAGAUUAAAAUGGAGCAAGAAAGACGUCGACAAGCGGAAAUUGAGAAACAAAUGUUAAGGCAAAAAGAAAUCGAACAAGAAAAGGAAGAACAACGAAAACGUGCUCAUGAACAGAGAGAAGCUGCAAGAAAAGAAAUGGAGAGACAAAGACACUUAGAAUGGGAAAAACAGAAAUCGCAGGAACUUCAAGCACAGAGACAAAAAGAACAAGAUGUUUUACUUAAAUUAAAAGCAAAGAACCAAACUUUAACUAUAGAGCUUGGAACAUUGAAUGAUAAAGUGAAAGAAUUAUCGCAAAAGAUUUGUGAUACUCGGGUUGGUGUCUCAAGUGUAAAAACAACAAUCGAUGGAAUGAGAUCAACUCGCGAUUCACAAUUGCAAGAAAUGACAGCGUUAAAAAAUAAACUUCGUGAACAAAAUCAAAGGUUACUAGCACUUAGUCAAGAAAAAGCAAGAAUAGAAGCAAAGAAUAAACUAAAUGCUGCUCAAGAUACUGCAGGACAGGAAGCAAUAAAAAUGGCAUUCGAUAAUAAACAAAUAACUCUCAAGCAAAUGAAAGAUAAAAUUGCCGAUUUGCAACAACAGAUUGAUGCUAAAAUGUCUGAUAUAGAAAAUAAUAAUGGUCAACUUGAAGAUAUAAAAACGCAAAUGAAAAAUUUAGUAGCAGAUUGUAAAAAAUUAUACGUUACAUUUGAGGACAAGAAAACAAAAAUUUUAGAACUUAGAGCAAGUAUUGGAACAGGUGUUGCAACAGAUUAUACAACAUCAGCAUGGGGUGACAGUGCUUGGGGCGACACUGGAACUACGAUUAAUGACAAUGAUUGGCCUGUCAACGAUACCGCUAUUAUUACGAAUAUAACAGAAAAGCCUAAUGCGGAAGUUAUGAAAUACAGAGCAUUAUAUGAAUUUGUAGCAAGGAAUCAAGACGAAAUAUCAUUUCAACCUGGUGAUAUUAUUUUGGUACCACCUGUUCAAAAUGCAGAACCUGGAUGGAUGGCUGGUGAAAUACGUGGUCAUACUGGUUGGUUCCCGGAAUCGUAUGUCGAACCAAUAGAUUCUAAUGCUAGUACUGACAGCACAUUUAUGCAGCAGGAUAGCAUGGAAAAACGAACAUUAGAAGGUAUUGCUGAAGUUCCCGAAAAUGUAUCUGAUGCAGGAUCUCUCGGUGGUGAAGCUCCUACAGUUGAAACUAUAGUACCAACCUUAGGAUUAGGUGUUGUCUGUAAUAUACAAGCAACUGCUUUAUAUCAGUAUCGUCCUACUACAGAACAACAUCUUUCUUUAGAUAAAGGAGAUGCUAUUAAUGUCAUUGAGCAACAGAAUGAUUGGUGGUAUGGUGAAUUAAGUAAUGGAAGUAAAGGUUGGUUCCCUAAAUCGUAUGUGAAAGAAACUACCACUAAUGGUAAAGAUCUUAUUGCUUCUGUGGAUGAUGGUCUCAAUGAAUAUUAUGUUGCACUUUACCAAUAUGCUUCAACUGAAACUGGUGAUCUUAGUUUUAAUCAAGGUGAAGUUAUUUUAGUCAUCAAAAAAGAAGGAGAUUGGUGGACAGGAUGCAUAGGAGACAAAACUGGAAUUUUUCCUUCCAAUUAUGUAGAGAAAUGUGAUGCACCUACUCAGGAUAUUCCUUUGUCUACUAAUGCUAUUGAACAAAAUACCACUCUAAUUACUAAUGCAAUAGAAAGUCAAGAAGAUAAAACUGUUACCACGACGCAAACGCCAUCACAAUUGGAAAAAACUGCAGAACAGCUCGAAGAUGAGAGAGCAGCUGCAGAAGAUAAAGCAGAAUUACCUGACUUCACUGCUAUGUCUGCUCAACAGUAUCAUAAGAGAGGAAGAAAGCCUGAAAUUGUACAAGUUAUUGCACCCUAUCAAGCUACUAGUGCUGAACAGUUAGAUUUACAAAGAGGACAAUUAAUAAUGAUACGUAAAAAGACGGAUAGUGGAUGGUGGGAAGGAGAACUUCAGGCACGUGGAAAAAAGAGACAAAUUGGUUGGUUCCCAGCAUCUUAUGUUAAACCCUUAACUAGUAGCAGUAACAGAAGUACACCUGUUUCUCACGGAUAUCAAGAUUCACCAACGGAUCCAAAUGUUGAACGUGUUAUGGCUCUGUAUCCAUACCAAGCACAAAAUGAAGAUGAGUUAACGUUUGAGAAAGGUGAUGUUAUAACAGUGCUUGCCAAAGAUGAAGCAACAUGGUGGAAAGGCGAAUUGAAUGGAGUUUCUGGAGUCUUUCCUAGCAAUUAUGUCUCUCCAAUGUCAAGUAAGCUGACAACUGAACUAUUGAUGGCAAGGCUUGAUCCAAUGGAGAGAAAACGUCAAGAGUAUAUAAAAGAACUUAUUACAACUGAACAAGCAUAUAUAGAAGACAUGAGGCUAGUACAUGAGGUAUUUGAGAAACCUCUUAUUGAAAGUCUAGUUUUAACUUUAGAUGAGGUGGAUAAAAUCUUUGUAAACUGGAGAGAUAUUAUAGCCUGUAAUGAUAAUUUUUUAAGAACUUUAAGAAUAAGAAGAGAAAACAGUGAAGGUGGAAUUGUUAGAAUGAUUGGCGAUAUUUUAUGUGAAAAUAUACCGAGAAUGUCAGCUUAUAUAAGAUUUUGUAGUUGUCAAAUAUCUGCUGCUGUAUAUCUUCAACGAUUAACAGAAACUUUACCAGAAUUUGUUGAAGUUGCACAUGCUUGUCAGCAAGAUCCAAGGACGAAAGGAAUGCCACUUAGUUCAUUUUUGAUUAAACCUAUGCAAAGGAUUACCAAAUAUCCACUUAUUAUUAAUAAAAUUUUAGAACACACGCCACAUGAUCAUCCAGAUAGACAAUAUCUUCAAGAAGCAUUAGCCAAAGCAGAAGAGUUUUGUACACAAGUAAAUGAAGGUGUGAGGGAAAAAGAAAAUAGUGAUAGACUAGAAUGGUUGCAAAAUCAUGUCGUAUGUGAUGGUCUUGAAGAACCACUUGUAUUUAAUUCUUUAACCAAUUCACUAGGACCAAGAAAAUUAUUACAUUAUGGUAUUCUUCAUAAGGCCAAAAGUGGAAAAGAACUUGUUAGUUUUCUAACAAACGAUUUUUUAUUAUUUGCGCAACCGACGAAAUCUUUGCCAAGUGGACAACAAUUUUCGUUUGAACGUAACGAACAUCAACGAUUUAAAAUGUAUAGGAAGCCGAUAUUUCUUAAUGAAUUAUCAUUGCUAUCCGAUUUAGAUACAAGUGGAAGUGGAAGUGGAAGUAUAAAUGGAUUUGAAAUCUCAGAUAAUACAUCCAAAACUUUGAGACUUAGAGAUUCAAAAAAGCCAAUAAUAUUGGUGGUACCAUCCGCGAGUGAAUGUUCAUUAUGGAUGAAAAGAAUUACAGAAGCACGCAAAACAUUUAUGGAAAAUGAGAAGACUCGUUUACAGAGACAGCGAUCUAAGCAGGCGCAAUUUGGAGCAUGUGGACGCAUUCUUGUUACUGUGUUUGAAGGCUCCAACUUAAAAGCACCAUCUGGAAAAUGUAAUACAUUCUGCAAAGUUUCAAUGGGAUCCCAAGAAGAGAGAACUAGUGUUGUUUCAGGGACAGAUUGUCCUUUAUGGGAUACAUCUAUGCAGUUUCAAGUCAAGGAUUUACUCGAAGAUACUCUUUGUAUUACAGUAUUUGAUAAAGGCUAUUACAGUCCUGAUGAAUUUUUGGGCCGUGCAGAGAUUAAGGUAGUUGAUAUUAUGAGAGACAGUAAAGAUUCUUGUGGACCUAUUCUACAACGAUUCAGGUUACGAGAAGUCGAAAGAGGUGACGUUAUAUUAAAAUUAGAUCUUCGUUUAUUCGGUAGUAGAUAAAAGGUAAACAAUCAUUUUUCAUUAUUUUUAAAUAUAAUAAUAUAUUUUUUAUUGACCAACAUGUAUAAAUUUAUGACGUUUAAAAGCACUCACUGCCAGAAAGACUAACUUUUAAAUGAAUUGUUAUCUUUGCGAAAAAAUGUGUUUCUAAAGAUUAAUCAAAACGUUUUUCCAUAAGGAAUAAAUGUAUCAAUAUUUUUGAUCAUUAAUAAUAGACCAUAAACAAAUUUCUAUCGUAAUAUUUUAUAUCUAAUAUUUUUAAUGACAAUGUGAUAUACGAGAAUUAAAGAUAGUUUAAUAAUUUGCAAUAGGGAAUCGAUAUAACAUUAGAAUUAUGAAAAUAUUUUGACUUUUGUGUACAAAAGAUUAAUUCCUAUUUUUAUGUAAUCAUUUAUACAACAAAAUCAAAGAGUAAUCAAAAAUUGUUGAACUACUCUCCUUCAUUUUUUUUUUUUUUUUUUUUUUUUUUUUAUGAAACGUGAAGAUUUUUCCAGCGGAUUAACAUAUGUUCAGUAUUAUAUAAAUAUUAUAGAAUGCGUGUUACAAGUAAGGUUCAUAUGAUAUGUAUGUGUGUG